GCGAUCGGUUCUCUCGGAUCAGCUGUGAGAGCGGCGUGGCGCCGUGUGCCGCGGCUCUGACCCGCUGUCAGUUGCCCGAGCCCUGUGCUACGGUUAGGACCGUGCAAUCGUCACCUUUUAACGAGCACGAGACAAGCUUGCGGGACCAUCAUCGAAACGACUGGGCUCUCACGGCCGCGUCGACUAGUCCUCGUUGCGAAUCGCGUCGUUUCAUCGAUAAAGAUUGACCACGGUCAAUCGAAACACGGUACAACUUGGAGAUCAGGAUCAAACGAACGUCGUUGAUACGUGAACUGCUCGUUGUCCACGGUCGAUUUGUAGAACGUGAGUCGGAUACACGGAUUAGCGAAAGAAACAGGCAAGAGAGAAACAGUGAUCGAUCGCGUUCCGUUUCGAUCGAUCCGUGUCGGAGUACACCAUCUGCUUGAAAUCGUGCCCCAUGAUCGACUGGGAUUUCUAAAGAUCACGAGCCGCUCGUUGAAAGCUUGAAAUUGCGCUUCGAUCAUCCGCGAUCGUUGAUCCUUACGUUUCGAACGUGUCGGCUUGAGGGAGAAAGAGAUAAAGAAAGGGAGAGGAGAUUGCCGGUUCGAACAUCGUGGUGGUUUUUGUGGUGGAAAAGUGAUUCGAGGUUAAUCAAAGAGAAGCUCGACAAAGCCAAGGGCCGCAUGCUUCGCUAACAAGUCUCAGGAUGGUCUGGUAGAGGAGGAGCCUGGUGGUUCGAUCGCGAGAAAUGGCGUGCGGAAUAUCGUUCGAAGCGACUGCCACGAGCACGGUACUUUUCCUGCUGGUACUGCUGCAGGCGGCACUGGUGUGGGACGAAGUACACGGUGCUCCAGCGAAGAGAAACGACAUACUCGCGGGCACGGAAUUUCUGUCAGUUUUCAUAAACGGCGCCAUGGCCACGCCGCCCCAGCGACGUAGAGGUUUCAGACGAGGAGGACACACGUCGUCAACAGGAGAUAGCGCGACAGCGGAAUCGCAUCAGCACGAGGCUUCGAUUUACCGAAUAUCGCGAAAUCCUGGCAAUAAACAAGUCGUCCCGAGAGCACGGAACACCAGUGGCCGAGAAGAGGUCGUUCGAUUUUACCCCAUAAGCCACAAAACGUUAGAAAAUAGGCAACAGAAUCUAGCAUCGUUAAUCGACGAAUUGAGCACCACCAGUGACAUAUCUUCGACGCGGCUGGCUCCUCAAAGUUCAAUAAGUACGACGACGGUCACGUCGACGACAGCUCAAGAGAAAUCACCAUCGAGGACAAACGCAACGAGCAAUUCGACGAACAAAGCAGUCAGCCGACAGAAAGUUAUAGGUGUCAGUGUGACGUCCACCGUCGAAGCUACACCGUACAAGGUCAGGGUGGAACAUUACGACAAUACAGAUGCGACAGUCGUGUCUCGACCGCCAAGCUCCAUCGGAAUUUCGUCUAAAGAUGUUACGAAAGAGUUGAAGAAUGGCACGACAAGGCCUCCUACGACGAGGACUAUGAGCUCCACGACUGCGAGAACAUUGACCACGACUACUACAACGACGACGACAACCACUUCUAAAUCGCCGAGAAUGACGACACCGUCGCCUUCCAGCUUCGUCACUGAGGAACUUAGUAACAUCGUAUCAGAAUCGAACAGGAGCGAAUUCUCCGUUGACGAAGGCUCGCUGAGCACCAGCUGGCGAGUUCAAAGUUCGGUUACGCCUAGAUCGAUGAACAAGCACACUCCUUCUUUCGUUGAACAUCAGAAGGAGAUAAAUAAUAAUAAUAACAAUACGAACAGUCCUUCAGGGGACAUGAUCACCCUGCCAACAGAGGAGAACUACGAGUUGCCGGAAGAGAACGCCGAAUCAAAGGAAUUCAGCGAAGAACCAAUGGAAGUACAAUCAGAGCGCUACCAGGCCCAAGGUCGAAAGGCAGGCAGACACUUCGACGCUUCCCACUACAAUCGUCCAGGCUCCAAGAUGUAUAGCCAGCCAUCGAAGAGCUAUAAGUCACCACGGCCGUACAGCGAGCCAGCUAAAUUGUACAGCGAAUCAGCAAAGGGCUAUAACGAACCUGAGAAAAUUUAUGGAGAACCAGCCAAGGUGUACAGCGAGCCAGCAAAGGUUUAUAGUGAACCAGCGAAAGUAUAUAGUGAACCAGCCAAGGUUUACAGCGAACCUGCAAAAGUCUAUGGUGAACCAGAGAAAGUGUACUCGGAGCCAUCGAAGGUUUACUCGGAACCAGCUAAAGUUUAUUCGGAACCAGCGAAGGUUUAUUCGCAACCUGCCCAAGUUUAUAGCGAACCUAGCAAACUUUACGACUCAGAAGGUCAACCAUUGAGUCGCGAACGUGGCGGAGAACCAGACGAACAGAAUUACGAGGUGGAUGAAUCCGUUAGUGUGAGUAGCAAUGGAAACGUCCAUGGACCACAGAUUAUGCUUACGGAACCUUCGAACGCUUCCGAAGUGGAAGAUGGUCACAAAGUGGGUUACGUGGUCGAAGGUAGGAACUACAGGAAAUACAGGGUCGAAGAGAGAACUCCGGACGGUUUUAUCGUUGGGGAAUACGGAGUGGUGAGCCACGAUGAUGGUUCUUUGAGAGGUGUUCGCUAUACUGCGGAUGGCACCAUCAAUCCUCGACUCAUAUACGAUGCACUAAUGAAAUUCCUCGCUUUAUGAGAUGAAUCAGUGAUGGAAGGAUGGAUAGAAGUGUAACGGAGGCGAGUCGACUCAAUCGUGUCGCUUUGCUAGAAGAAUGGCGAGACGAAGCGAAAUGACUGAUCUUUGAAACUGCUAUUUCCAACUCAACUGCCUCAGAGUAAUUUUAAGCAUCGGGUUUCUUAGAAUCUAAGGAUCUUUCAUGAUUGUCUAUGGCUGGUGAUAUGGGAUUGAUAGGUGGAGUAUUUGGAUUAUUUUUUGGCGUGUUAAGGAUCGAGCAUAGAAAGACGAGUCGAAGGAGCAACGUGUUAAAUUUCGACUAAUUAAGAUCUCGAGUUUCAUAAAUUCUUAUAAACUUUGCAAGAUGCUUCAUCAGAUAAAUAUUUCACUAAAUACAUCAACUAUAAAAAGAGACGUAUUUUGCGUUAUCGGCAAUUAGAUGAUUAUAUAUGAAAAAAAUUAUAUAUGACGCAAAAUGUAUUAAAAAGCACAGGUAGAGGUACCUAAAAUAUUUCUCUUAUUUGAAGUACAUUGAAACUAUAUAUGUUCUCUAGAUAUGUAUACUAUGAUGUUUCUAAGCGUUAUAUCUAAGCAUAUAUGUCUGUUAAACACAUUAUAGAAUAAUAAGACGAUGAUUAAUAACAGGUAUUAAAUAAAAAUUAUGCUUAGAAAAUAAUUGAAGAGUGACUCAAAAAUACAUUAGUAAAAUCGUUCAUCAUUUCUUCGCAGAAAUACACGUGUAAAUUUACUAUAAGUCUUAAUUUUCUAGUUAAAAAUACACCUCUCAAACGAGAACAUAAAUCACAACUAUAAGUACAUAAUACAUUAUUUACAAUUUUCUGAGCAAUUAAUACAUUUUAUUCGAUUAUGAAUCAAGAAAGUAUUUACACUACAGUAGAAUUUUAUUUAUCUAAACCAAUCGGGGAACGAUCAAUUCAUACAAAAUAAGAAUUUAUUGAUCCGCCCACUAUCUUUAAUUUUUGUUCUUAUAAAAAAAAUUCGCUAAUUACAAUUUCAUUUUAAUAAAUAUAGUACCACUGUAUGUUUCAUAAAAAUCUUAUUAAUAAUAAGAAUAAUUUCAAUAAACCUAUCAAUAUCUUGUUUCAAUAAAAAUUAUUUUUAAAAUCAUCAACCGUCCAGUAACUUAUAGAGAGAAUUAUAAUAGAAUCAAAAUAGAAAAAAUUUUUAGAAAUAUUAUGUGUUUUCUAAUAUAAUAUUAUACAUAUAAAUGUAGAGCAUCUGAUGUAAAUGUUACAAAUAAGAGAAAUAUUUCAAUCGAUAAACUAAAGUAUGUGUAUUUAUGAUUCAUUGUACUUGAAAUAUUAUUAUCAAAGACGCAUUGCAGAAGAUCGAGAAUUCAAUGUCAUCGCGAAAAGUACCAUUGUGAUAAAUGCAUGGUACACUAACAUAAGUUCCACGAAUAAGCAAACUACUUGGACUCGUUAGCAUGGAUAGUAAUCUUUAGUUGGUCGUCACUCCGUCGUUUCUAAGGUCUGGAAAAGGUCACAGCGAUCCUCCACUGACUUCGCGAUCGGCUCUUUCGUCAGAGAGCUUGAAAUUAUAAAGAAUACGAAGUUAAAGAUUAUUCAUCGAUGGUUAUGGGAAAAUUGAAGCGUACAAAGCGAAGAUAGAUUCUGAAUGGUUUCCCUUUAUGCAUAAAAUGAUUUGUGUUCGAAGGAUUCUAAUGGCAACUUUAUCAAGAAUUUUUCUUUUAUUACGUGACUUGUAUUUCAAAAUUUAUAGAAAUCCAACUUAAAAUUUUACAAUCUUAUUAACUUACAUCACAUCAAAAUACAUUGAGAGACAAAAAUAUUCGUACAGCUGCAGUGUGGAAAUUAAAAAGCGAUAUUUCGUAUAUUAUUAAAUAUAUUGAAAUAAUUGCACCUAUUUCUGUCCCGGUGCAUAAUAUAUAUUGCAUAUAUUAGUUGCAUAUAUAAUAUAGAAUACAGAAAAUAUUGCUCGUUUUAUCUCUACGUUCCAGCUGUACGAACAUUUUUCUCUCUCACUGUAAUUCUCUAAUCAAUCUAUUAUGGAUAAAAUAUAAACAAAUGCUUGGGUAUUUUCAAAAAAUAGUGUACAAAUGAUAAAACAACGAUCCAAUCGCUGACUCGCCCAAAGCGACGCGACAAUGUCGAUGGAACGAAAACGACUGAUUCUUUCGCUCUUGCCAACGCAACUGCCUCAACGAUUAAUUUUUAAGAAUGGCCUUCCAUGAUCUCGCUGUUAGGCAUCAACAUGCGUGUAUAUCCGUACUGUCAGACGGAGACGAGAAAACGGUCGCUGGACGAUUCGAUCAGAAGCGAAACACAGGGAAUUCGAAGCCCGGCCAGUUUCGUUGCGAAACUUGACAGAUGAAAGUGACUCCUUUCGGUGGCGAAAGUACGAACUUUUGUAUGCUACCCGAUGGCCUUUGACGGUCUCGUCACGCGUCUCGAGUCGUCCGAGAAACAUUUCUUUUCCCUUUGUUCGUCUAGCGAUUAAACACGUUCUCCGCUGCCACGCGAGCAGGAGGUCCUCGAUCAUGGCGCCACGUAGUUGCGUAAAUCUUUUGUGAUCGCGUUAAUCGCAAGCGUAUGUUUCUCUCUUCCGAGAUUCGUUAAACUAGAAGGUGGUGGUGGUGAUGGAGUAACGACACGGUGUUCGGUUGUUAAGUCGACGAUAUCGCAAUAUUAAUUAUCGUUAUUGGGAAGGAUACCCUUAUUACGAUCGGAUGCUUGUAUUUCUCUUAUUUAAUUGUUUCUUUUGGUUUUACUGCGUCGCAUCUUGUUUCAGCGUUGUACGUUCGUACAAUAUUUAAAGCUGAAGAAAAGUUUCGUUUGGUUAGUGAAUUUUCAUAUUUGGUGGAGUUUAGAGGGAUUAUAAUGUAAAUAAUGAUCAGUUGAGUUAUUUGUAAAUGGACGAAUGAUAUUUUAUCAUUUAUGCAUGAUGUCUAAAUAAUUUUUGUUACGUCUAUUACGUUUCAUAAAAUUAUGCUAAUGGUAACUAAAUACACUUCAAAUUUUCCCAUUCAUUCCUUUUUUUCCAUAACUUUAAUACCUUCCAAAUUUUUCAAUUGAUCCUUUCCUACAGAUACUGUCAGAAUCGAUAUCACAGCGGAUAUUUCGAAACAAUUUCAAUAAUUUUUUAAUUUGAAAUUUUUUAUGAAUUAUCUGUAUGGAUAUGCCGCAUAAUUUUGCGUUCCAACUUCUUUUUCAAAUUCCAAAAGAUCCCAAAUAAUCUUUUUCUAGCCAGUCAUCGUACAAAAAUUAAUAGAAGAAAGACACAAAUCGAUUGAUUUUACAACUAAUAUCUUGUAUUAUGUAUCUCCAUACUUUUGGAUAUAUUGAAGCUAUAUUGAACUAUAUUGAAGUUGAAAACCUAAAUCAAAAAGACCUCGCACGACAUAAGUAGUGAAGCAAACGACAUCGAUCUGACAAUCCCUCGUCACCUAAUGUUUUGAAAAUAGCGACGAACGAAGCAGCGAGAUAUCCAAGAGAAUCGACUAAACAUGUAUGUCGCGUGCUUUCGUCACUGUGACGCUUCUGUGAUGAAAAAGCACAUCGAGAAGUCGCAGCUGCCAGGGCCUCCAUUUUGGAUCACUUUAAAAAUCUUAAUUUCUUCGAAGGCUCCGCCGCUGCGACUGAACUGCUGACUUGUCACGGCAGCGUCUCUGCGCAAUUUUUAAGAUAUAAGUUUCUAUUAUAGAGUAAGGUAGCGUUAUUUGAGUCAGCUAAGUCUUAGCAUUCUCAAAUUCAACUAAAAUUUUGUACAGAGUAAUCAAACUCAUUUCAUAUUGUGAAACGCUACAUCUCAUAACUAUUAUAUAAAAUUGCCCCAAAAUUGUCAAUUCCUAUGUAGAUACAAGAUACGAUGGAAAAUCUAAUUGGAAAUACGUAAAAUUGAACAAUUAAACUUACAGCAGUUAUUGUUCCAUUUCAUUCCAUCGUAAUUUAAAUUCAGUUUUUGUAUAAUAAGACAUCGUUUUUGUCUUUUUCAGUAAAUAUAUUCUUUUUAGCGAAGAAAGUGAUAAAUUACUGAAUCUCGAUACAAUUUCAAAUUAUUCAAUUACUUUGUCCUCCUAUCACGUUGAUAUAUAAAAACUAAAAGAUUUUGGAUAACUUCAUAAUUAUGAGAUUCAGCGUAUUAGUUUUUAAUAUAACAACGAAAAAAUAAGAAAAUGUUGCGUACUUUAGGUCGAAUAAGAAUAAGCGUCAAGAUGUAUAACUUAGAUAAUUUUAUGGUAUUUAUGGCAACUAGAACCGAGAAUUAUUAACUAAAUUAAUUAAUUGAAAAACUUCUUAUCUUUUGAUGAGUAGGAAUUAUAUCCUCUUAGAAAAGUACAGGCAUCAAGCUGUCACUAACAACGAAUUUAGCUUUAACAACGAAUAAAUAGCUCAAAAAUUGUUAUAACAAUAUUUAGCAAAUCAUAAAGCAAAUUGCUUAGUUUGAUUUGAAUAAUUCUAUCUUACCCUAAGUUUUGUAAGACGUUCCGACGUCAAGGAAGUAUCUCAUUCGCGGAGAAGACCGUAGAACGUAAGACGAUAACGUUAUUUUAUUUAGGAUUAAAUAGCUCAUUCUUCCUCAUUACCUCAAUCUUUGAGAUAGUUCCUCCUGCCAUUUAAAUAACGUGUCACGCGCGUACUCACCUUAAAUUAUAUACACGAUCUCGAUCGUUCGCACGCAUGUUCGCUCGAUACUUUUCUGAUAGCCAAGAAGAAAAGCGAAUCUCGAAGCGAUACGUGCUGAUGGAUCGUAUCGAAUCGAUGGAACUCGUUCGUUCGAAUGUUGCUCAUCCUCGUAGGCUAAGUGCGCGUUCAUAUUGUCUUUAUUUUAUAUGUAAAAGAUAAAGUAUUCCGAUAUGUUAUACACGUGAUACCGUUACGAUUAAGUACAUUCUGUCUCUCUUUUACGUUAGGCGUACGUAGUCUAAUGAUUAUUAUUAAUUAUUAUGCAUAGCGCUGUGCAACCAUUGUCAUUCGUCGAAUGCAACUUUGUAAUAAAUUCCAUUGUCAUAAUA
This is a messenger RNA of Bombus terrestris (buff-tailed bumblebee), 7622 nucleotides long. RefSeq lists its product as uncharacterized. The transcript is spliced from 2 exons. The record is from RefSeq and is a predicted model, not a curated record. The coding region runs from base 731 to 2647 and encodes 638 amino acids. Lineage: Eukaryota; Metazoa; Arthropoda; Insecta; Hymenoptera; Apidae.